CGCCUAGUUCGGACGUUUCAAGUUACUGCUGCACUGCUAUUCCGUCGGUGGCCCACUCUACUGUAUCAACCGAUCGUAUGUUGAUAACCGGUAUACAAACAAACGAUCAUCAGCUCUCCGUGCGAAGCGCGUGCUCACACAGGAUAACAAUCCCCAACCAGCGUAAUUCCCCGUUUGAGUCAUUGAUUGGUGUUACUGUUUGUCUACCGCCAGUGAUCGCGUGUAGUAUUAGUGCCUUCUUCGAAUAUUGGAACGAUAGGAAACCAGGUAGAGAUCGUCAUCAGUUCGCAUAUGAUCGUUUAGGAAGUGUGCCGUUUUUCUUUCCUCCUAGUGCCGAAAUCAUCGGUCAUUUUCUUUAUGCGCUCGAUCGCAUCGAUCCCGUGGGAUACUAGUUGCAACGCAUGAUCAAGACGGAGAUGGCGGCGGUGUCGGCGUUUACUAGCGUUAAUGGAAUGUUUGCGCGGAGUGCGGUGAUUUUUGCAUUGAUUGCUAUUGUUGCGGGUCAAGGUCCAAGUGUAGAUGGGUCGACGAUAAAUAAUGCAGAUCAACAGCAAACACCGAUCAGAAUAAAUGAAAGCUUUUACAAAGGAUCGCAAAACUUCGCUCUUAACUUUUUCAAGCAAGUUAGUCUCACUGUUGAUAGUGAUCGUAAUGUGACAACGACCAAUAUCUUCGUGUCCCCGUUAUCGGUGUGGAAUCUGUUGGCUUUACUCAGCGAAGGAGCCGAAGGUGAAACGCUCAAGGAGAUUCUUCAAGUUAUGAAUGUGGAAGAUCAAAACGUUAUCAAGCACCACUUCAAAAGUUUCCAGGAAACUAUCAAUGUAAAUGCCAAAGGUGUAGAGAUCUCUUCCGCCCAGUUCAUGUUCACCGACAAGAACCACCCGGUGAAGCACGAUUUCGAACACAUCGUUGACACCUACUACGGGGAGAAACUGUUCGAAGCCUUGGAUUUCAGCUCAUCGAACGCCUCGUUGCGUGAGAGUUAUAAUCACAUCAACAAAGUCGUAUCCGAUGCAACCAAAGGACAAAUCAAACGAGCGAUCCAUCCUACUAAUCUGGAACAAGCUCGUCUGCUGCUACUUUCAGUAUUGUUCUUCCAAGGGGAAUGGACGUUUCCUUUCAACCGAUCGUUAACCAACGAUAGCGUUCCAUUCUACGAUGAGAACGAGAGAGUCGUGACCACGGUACCGAUGAUGUUCCAGAAAGCUAUUUUGCCAUUUGCUGCCUUCCGCGAGCUGGAAGCCCAAAUCGUAGAACUUCCCUAUGGAGGUGAUCGUUUCCUGAGCAUGUUGGUGAUCUUGCCUCGGAGGGGCGUUCCUCUGCAUGAAGUUGUCCAAAGGUUAGCGAACUUCAACAUGGAAAUGAUCUUCAGGGAACUCAGACAGGCAGCAGAAGAAUACGAAGAUGACGAGGUGGAAGUGUUCCUUCCUCGGUUCCAGAUAUCCUCAGACUACGUUCUCAAAUCGGUGCUAUUCAAUAUGGGAAUGAAGAAAGCAUUCCACACCGGUCUGGCGGAAUUCAACAAGAUUGCCAGCGAUAUCGUCGUGAACGACAUUUUCCAGAAGAACAAAAUCGUGGUCAACGAAGAGGGAACGACGGCCUCGUCCGUGUCCGGAGCCGUCUUUGUGAACAAAGCCACUCCGCCGAGGUUCAUUGCAAAUCGACCCUUUGCGUUUCUGAUCGUCGAUAAGCGAAACGAUCUGAUCCUGUUCAUGGGCCAGGUGAAGGAUCCGAUGAGGCUCUAACGCUUAAAAAAAACACGGUUGAAUUCUCUUGUAAUAAAGUGGCCAUGACGUGCUCUGUGCUUUUCAUCAUGUGACAUAUGUAAAAUUUUCAUUUUU
This is a messenger RNA of Aedes albopictus (Asian tiger mosquito), 1841 nucleotides long. RefSeq names its product serine protease inhibitor 77Ba. The record is from RefSeq and is a predicted model, not a curated record. NCBI's taxonomy places the organism in Eukaryota, Metazoa, Arthropoda, Insecta, Diptera, Culicidae. Gene Ontology annotation, molecular function: serine-type endopeptidase inhibitor activity. Bases 402 to 1745 code for a protein of 447 amino acids. The transcript has 6 exons.